GUUGUUGCUGUUUGCUAAACAGCUGUUUUUAAUUUCGCAACUUUCGGUGCGAGCAUUUUAUUUAUUUAUGUUUACGUAACUGUAAACAUUUUUGGACAUCAGCGAGCUAAACUAAAUUGUGUGUGGCAGCCAAGUGACACAAUAAUAUAACGCUAAAUGCAAUACCAAAGCAGCCACUGACCAACGUUGCCGGCAACAACAAGUGACUGAGAGUAGCGUGCGAGAGUGAGAGAGAGAUCAAGAGAGUGAGACACCCACUCGUGUGUGAGAGUGAGUGGUCAUGAGUCGGGCAGCGCAAGACGUGCUCGGGGUGCUGCGCGGCCUGCAAUUGGUUGCGGAGGCGUGCGGACGCGAGCAUCUGGCGUUGACUAAGCAUCUGUGGAGCAAUUCGAGUCUACGCGAACUGCUCAGCGAGAAUGUGACUCAGACAACGAACUCGCUGCGUGCAGCACAACAGCAACCAGGUAUCGAGCUGCAAAAGUUGCAACAGCUGCUGCAAGAAAGUGGCGAACGUGGUUACGUAGUGGCCCAGGGAUUGUGUCAGCUGCUGGAAACAUCGAGAUUACGCUGCGAUCACUUGACAGCCAUGCAACGCACCAACAACAACAUCAACAGCACGCAAAAUGUUGCUGCAAGUCCAGCAGCAGCAACAGUUGCUGCUACUCCCAGCAACAACGUCAGCGGUCAAGUGGAUGCCAGCCAACUGGAUAUCUCCUCUAUAACGUUGCAAGAGUUCGAGGAGAUUUUGUCGCAACGCAACAAGAAUCGCAAUGUGAGCUUACGCACAGCAAACACCGAGAAGAAGCAGCUGCCUGCCAAGGAGACGCCUCCCGUGGAUACCUCGAAGCUCAACAAGGACACACAGUAUGUGGACAACAUAAUGCGCAUGGUAGCUAGCGACAACAGCAGCAGCACGGCGGCAACAGCCACUGAAGCUACGCCAGUGGCGCUACCCGAACUGAGCAAAGUGGCCAAGCAGCGUCGCGUGCCCGCCUCGCGUCUCGGUCGCAUGGCCUCGUUUGGCGGCCUCUUCGCUGGCCUCGGCAUCGGCACGAUCAACGAGCUGACCAAAGGCGCCCUUGGUUUGGGCGGCUCCACGAAUAUGCGCGAAGCGUUGCUCAGUCCGGCAAAUGCGGAACGCAUCGUGGACACGCUGUGCAAGGUGCGUGGCGCAGCGCUGAAGAUUGGCCAAAUCCUGAGCAUUCAGGACACGAAUGUGGUGUCGCCGCAGCUGGCCAAAGCUUUCGAGCGUGUGCGUCAGGCGGCGGACUAUAUGCCCGACUGGCAGGUGGAGCGUGUGAUGACCACCCAACUGGGCGCCGAGUGGCGCCAACGUUUGUCCAGCUUCGAUGACAAACCAUUUGCUGCCGCCUCCAUUGGUCAAGUGCAUCGGGCCACCUUGCAAGACAGCGGCAUGGAGGUGGCCAUUAAGAUUCAGUAUCCCGGUGUGGCCCAAAGCAUUGAGAGCGAUAUUGAUAAUCUAGUGGGCAUGCUCAAGGUGUGGGAUGUCUUUCCCCAAGGCUUCUUCAUUGACAACGUCGUGCGCGUGGCGAAGCGCGAGCUGCAAUGGGAGGUGGACUAUGCCAGGGAGGCGGAGUACACGGAAAAGUUUCGCCAGAUGAUUGCCCCCUAUCCGGAGUACUAUGUGCCCAGAGUGGUGCGUGAGCUGACCACGUCCAGCGUGCUUACCACGGAAUUGGUGCCUGGAGUGCCACUCGACAAGUGCUUUGACUUGAGCUAUGAACAUCGUUCGCAUAUUGCCGCCUCCGUGUUGAAGCUGUGUUUGCGCGAACUGUUCGAGAUUGAGUGCAUGCAAACGGAUCCCAAUUGGUCGAAUUUCCUAUACGAUGCGCCAAGUCGCCGACUGAUGCUCAUCGACUUUGGCUCGACGCGUUUUUACAAGCACGAAUUCAUACGCAGCUAUCGCCAGGUGAUCAUCAGUGCAGCGCAAAACAAUCGCCAGGGUGUGCUGGAGAUGUCACGCGAGAUGGGCUUCCUCACUGGCUACGAGACGAAGCAGAUGGAGCAGGCGCACGUCGAUGCCGUGAUGAUCUUGGGCGAGAUCUUUCGCUAUGAUGGUGAAUUUGAUUUUGGCAAACAGAAUACGACGGAACGCUUGGCCGCUUUGGUGCCCACAAUGGUGGCGCAUCGUUUGUGUCCGCCACCCGAGGAGAUUUACUCCAUUCACCGAAAGUUGUCGGGCAUAUUUUUGCUCUGCGCUCGUCUCAAUGUGCGUAUGAAUUGUGUUCCCUUCUACAAUGAGAUCAUCUUGGGCAAGUUCAAGGAUUAAUUUAAUGGAGAUAUCAUUGGUUUCGUUUUUUUUUUCUAUAUAUAACUAAGUGCUCUUAAUGUAAAUGUAUUGAAAAUAUUAUUUGUAAAUCAGUUGAAAAGGGGAUGGAAUAAAACAACGUUUGAUAAAC
Molecule: messenger RNA, 2420 nt
Organism: Drosophila sulfurigaster albostrigata
Lineage: Eukaryota; Metazoa; Arthropoda; Insecta; Diptera; Drosophilidae
Gene: Coq8
Product: atypical kinase COQ8B, mitochondrial
Exons: 3
Coding region: 281-2290 (669 amino acids)
Biological process (GO): ubiquinone biosynthetic process
Cellular component (GO): extrinsic component of mitochondrial inner membrane
Molecular function (GO): kinase activity
Source: RefSeq, a predicted model, not a curated record